Hordeum vulgare subsp. vulgare (domesticated barley) is the source of this 1798-nucleotide messenger RNA. RefSeq names its product alpha-1,3-arabinosyltransferase XAT3-like. The transcript is spliced from 6 exons. Lineage: Eukaryota; Viridiplantae; Streptophyta; Magnoliopsida; Poales; Poaceae. The coding region runs from base 143 to 1735 and encodes 530 amino acids. Gene Ontology annotation, molecular function: glycosyltransferase activity. The record is from RefSeq and is a predicted model, not a curated record.
AGCAGCUCAGUGAAGAUCAGUGCCCAACCAGGAGUAUACUGGAGCUAGCUGGUGAGUGAUCAAGGCACAGUGCUACAUAGAUAGAAGAAGGAGGAACUAAGAGCUACUAAGUGAUCAAGCCAGUACUGGAUACAAGAGCGAGAUGAAGAAGGCCGGGAGGAACGAGAGCGGUAAGAAGGCUAUGAGCAGAGGAGGAGGAGCGGCCGUCGCGUGUCUUCUGCUGCUUCCUCUCUUGGUCCUCGCCGUGCUCAAGACAGACUUCAUGCCGCAGCAGCUUAUUCACGUUGGAGAGGCCAGCAUUGCCCAAGAUGGAGAUGAAUCAUCGGUCCCAGGGGGUGUAGAGGGUGCAAUAUGGCAGCCGCGGCAACAACAACUUGUAGCCAAGUCGAAAGCUGCGCAUGAUCCGGUCGUCGAAGCACCCACUUCGCCGAACGUCGUCCGUGCCAACAGAGGUGGUGGGAGGAUGGGCAUGAUUGAUCACAAAAUUAAGAAGGGGUUCCUAGCCAUGAACGGGGGAAUGGAUGGUGCUUUGAUAAAAUCAGAUGGUGAUGUCGUAGCGGCACCAACAAGGAGCAAGUUAAGUUGCAACUUGAGCAGUUAUCGCACCAACAUGUGUGCCAUGCAAGGUGACGUCCGUGUGCACGGCAAAGCCGCCACCGUGUACGUCGUCUCGGCGUCCGACGACAACCGGCCAGACAAUGGGACGAUCACGAUCCGCCCGUACCCGCGCAAAUGGGAGACGCCGACGAUGCAGCUGGUCCGUGAGGUGACCAUCCGCUGGAGAGCACCACCGGGACCGGGUGCGCCGCGGUGCACGGUGACCUACGACGUCCCGGCGGUGGUCUUCUCCACCGGUGGCUACGGCGUCAACAUCUUCCACGCCAUCACCGACAUCAUCAUCCCUCUCUACAACACGGCACGGGAGUACGAUGGCCGCGUCCGGCUUAUAGCCACUAACUACGACCGCAAAUGGAUCGCCAAGUAUCGGCACGCCCUCUCCCUCAUCUCCAUCUACCCUAUCAUCGACUUGGACGCCGACAACGAGGUGCGCUGCUUCCCGUCGGCGCACGUCGGAACCGAGAGCCACAAGGAGCUAGGGAUUGACUCGGCUCUCUCCGGCAAGGGCUACACGAUGAUGGGGUUCCGGGGCCUAAUCCGGUCGGCUUACUCUCUGAAGCGUGAGUGGGUGACCCCCAUAAACCAUGGCAGCAAGCCUCGACUCGUGAUGGUGCUGCGGAGGAACUCGAGGGCGCUGACGAACGAGGCGCAAGUUGUGGCAGCUGCCGCGGAGGUUGGCUUCGAGGUGGUAGCUGCGGGGCCGGAGGUGGUGCGUGACCUGGGCAAGUUCGCGGAGACGGUGAACUCGUGCGACGUGUUGGUGGGCGUGCAUGGUGCGGGGCUCACCAACAUGGUGUUCCUCCCGCGCAACGGCACGGUGCUGCAGAUCGUCCCUUGGGGCGAGAUGAAGUGGCCGGCCUGGACCUCCUACGGCGAGCCCGUGGCUCCCAUGGGUCUUCGGUACGCCGAGUACGAGGUCACCGCCGAGGAGACCACGCUCAAGGACGUGUACCCGAGGAACCACACCGUCUUCACCGAUCCCGUCUCCAUACACAAACAGGGAUUCAACAUGCUGUGGGAGACGUUUCUCAACGGCCAGAACCUCACCCUCGACGUUCACCGCUUCACAGGGGUCCUGCAGCACAUCUACCAAUCCCUUUUACCAUCACAUAAUUAAGUAGAUUACAUCUCAGUUUUUCUUUCUUUUUUCUUUUUUCAAAUGGAACACAUGGAUUUCAUA